AUGACAUCAGGAGAGCAGAACACCGCCUCCAACGGUAACACACUUGCAGACCGCAUUAGCAAACCCGAUCCUCCUGUCGCCAAUGACUUGAGUGCCACCGCAACACCCUUUCAGCCAAAGUCGGGAAAACUCUGGUCAGAAGAGACUGACUCGCCAAUCAGCCCUUUGGCAGAGAGCUCUCUACCACUAGAGAGUACUGAAAAAUCAUCUACACAGACGCCUCCUGCAGAGCCAUCAAAACCACCAAACAUGCCUCAAAGUGACGGCGCUACAACCCCCUUUAAUGGGUCAGUCCUUGAGGAGCCAGAAUUUUCUGUUCAAGUGAAGCUUGCCGACCUGCAGGCAGAUCCUAACAACCCCCUGUACUCGGUGUCAACCUUCGAAGAGCUCAACUUAAAACCCGAGAUUCUCAAGGGCAUCUACUCGAUGAACUUCCGCAAGCCGUCAAAAGUGCAAGAGAAGACACUUCCACUUCUGAUGAUGAACCCACCCCGAAACCUUAUUGGCCAGUCACAAUCAGGAACUGGAAAAACAGCAGCGUUCACCCUCAAUAUCCUUAGCCGCCUCGAACUCGAUACACCUCAGCAAGCUGCGACCCCUCAAGCUAUAGUGCUCGCACCUACGCGCGAGCUAGCUCGUCAGAUCAAAGGUGUUAUAAUGGUGAUGGGCUCGUUCCUCCCAAAUCUGAACGUUGAGAUUGCAGUACCGGUAGAUACAGCUUCGCGAGGCCGUAAGAUGGAGGGCUCUGUCGUGGUUGGGACUCCGGGAACAGUGGUAGAUCUGCUUCGAAGACGACUGCUUGACUCAAGAGGGGUAAAGAUUCUAGUCCUUGAUGAAGCUGACAACAUGCUUGAUCAAGGCGGGCUGACUGAUCAGUCCAUCCGUGUCAAAGGAAUGCUCACACGAAAAGAUCUGCAAGUAGUAUUGUUUUCUGCCACAUUUCCACAAGCGGUCGUUCAAUUUGCCGGCAGAUUCGCACCCAAUGCCAAUGAAAUGACGCUGAAGCACGAAGACUUAACCGUCGAAGGUAUCAAACAAAUCUAUCUAGAUUGCAACAGUGAGGAGGACAAAUUCGAAGUUCUAGUCAGGUUCUAUGGGCUUCUCACAAUCGGAUCCUCGAUCAUCUUUGUUAAGACCCGUGAUACCGCCACAAAGCUUGAACAGCGCAUGACCUCGGAAGGCCACAAAGUCGUCUCCCUGUCUGGCGGGCUUGACGGCGCGACUCGUGACACUAUCAUCGAUUCCUUCCGCAUGGGCCACGCCAAAGUGCUUAUUACAACCAAUGUCCUGGCUCGAGGGAUCGACGUGCAAUCCGUCAGCAUGGUCAUCAAUUACGACGUACCCACGCAACCUAACGCUACGACGAAGCGAUUCGAACCGGACCCUCAGACGUACCUGCAUAGGAUUGGGCGCACGGGUCGCUUCGGACGUGUAGGUGUUGCAGUGACGUUUGUCAGUAACCACCAGGAUUGGCUGGCAUUGAUGGACAUUCAAAAAUAUUUCGGAUCGGACAUCCAGAAGGUGGCGACGGACGAUUGGGAUGAGCUGGAAGAGACAGUGACUCGGAUCAUCAAGAGUAGCAGGAGUGGCGACAACUUCAAGGACGGAGCAGCACCUAUGCAGAUUUGA
Messenger RNA from Endocarpon pusillum Z07020, 1629 nucleotides. RefSeq names its product ATP-dependent RNA helicase DBP5. Bases 1 to 1629 code for a protein of 542 amino acids. Gene Ontology annotation, molecular function: RNA helicase activity; ATP binding; RNA binding. The transcript is spliced from 4 exons. Gene Ontology annotation, cellular component: cytoplasmic stress granule; nucleus. Gene Ontology annotation, biological process: poly(A)+ mRNA export from nucleus. The record is from RefSeq and is a predicted model, not a curated record. NCBI's taxonomy places the organism in Eukaryota, Fungi, Ascomycota, Eurotiomycetes, Verrucariales, Verrucariaceae.